AAAAAAGCAAAUACUUGUAUGCAAAUAAUUCACAAGCGUUACUAGUGCUGAUAACAACAACAAGUAAUAAUAAUAAAAUGUUAUUUACAAGGCGCCAUAAGUAAGUGAAUUAAAGCAAAGCUUAAUAACUGAAAAGUUCAUUGUUGUAUAUAGGUAUAUAAGAGUAUACAUAUAUAAGUACAAGCAAGUGUAUGCAUAUACAAGUGUCCAAGUAUAUUGUUGACAUCUGGCUCAAAACCAAAGCAAAUUUUGUUUGAGCUCUGCUGGCAAUGUGUAAAUGUAUGAGCGGAUAACAAAAAAUACAAGACGAAAUGAAAAAAUAAUAAUAACAAAACAGUCAUCGUCUCAAACUCAGCAGUUACAGCAAAUACAAUGUCUACUUACUUACGUAGUUAAAAAUAAAUCUGAAUUUUUCACUAUUCCUAAAAAUUUUGAAAUGACAGUAAAAUAUAUGAGAUUUAAAAUAAAGAGUUUAGCUGUUUAACGUUGUGAGGAAGACACUCAAGCUCAAAAUAAUAAAGACCAAUGUAAAUAAAUUGCACAAUCAUAAAAAGUAAUCGACUGAUCUUCAAACUAACCAAAACAUAACGUAAAUAUAUCCAAAAAUAUAACCAAAAUAUAUCCAAAAUUGUAUGUAAAUAAUAAAAAUUAAAUAAUAUUAUAUGCAAACUUUGUAAAUUAAAGACGAAAAAACGAUAAUUCAGUGUAACAUAAUAAUUUAAAUUUAUAACACAUACCAGCUUAAUAUAAAAGCAUUUUUUAUAAAAAAGUAAUAAUUGAAAUAUAUAAAAUAAAAUAUAAAAAUUAUAUAAAAUAUUAACGUGAAAAUUUACAAAACAGGCGCAAACAGCUGUCGAAAAUUCAGUUUUAUUAAAUAAAAAAAGUAAAAAUUUCUAUUAACAUAAAAUCAUUGCUAUAACAACUUUUACUAAAGCACAAAGGCGUUACAAAUAGACGAAUAUAUAAUAUAUUACAAAAGACAAAAAUAUUAAAAUUUAAGUUAAAAACUGAAAAUAAUCAAUACUAUUUCUUAUACACAUAUAAAUAAUAAAAACUUUAACAAUUUAAUAUUUAUUAAAAGUAAAAAAAAUAAAAAUAAAAUAAUAUAACAGUAAAAUGUUUGCUUAAACAAAGCAAAUAAAUUAAACAAAAUUUUAAUAUUAUAUAUAAAAUAAUAAUUAUUAAUUAUAACCAUAACUAAUGAGUUAGAUAAUACGACGGCGUCCAACGCAGGCAAACACAAACACAUACACAACACUGCAAAAACAUUCGUUACACACAAACACCAAAUAACCACUUAAAAUAAAAAACACACAUAGAAAUGUUCAAAAAAGGCGAAAAGAUGGCGUUGGCGAAAUCACUAAAAAUGUUCCUCACCAUAUUCGUGGCGACCACCUGCAUCUACAUGGUGCUGUAUCAGUAUCAUCUGUCGCGAGAGCCAAUAACGCAGCCAAAAUAUAUUAAGAAUAAGGAUAUUUCAGCCGAUGCGGAUGUCGCUGCUAUCGCACGCAAAUAUAACUCAUAUUUAUGGUCACCAAUGUCGUUAUUUAGUGCGCGACAACCACAACAACAACAACAAGUCCAAACACCAGAAGCACAAACACAACUAUCAAUCAGCGAGAGGCAAUCAAAUGCAACAACGAGUGAGUCGGCAACAACAACAGCACACGCGGCAAAGGAACGAAACUCAGCAGCGUUAACAGUUAGAGCAGCCGCACAACCGUUAUCAUCACCAUUACAAGCCACAACACAGCAUAAUAUUUCCACAUCAAACUCAUCUUCAUCAUUCGUAUCAGUCACACCCACAUCCACAACCACACACACAUUGUCAACAAGCGUAGUGUCAGCACGUUUGUUGAACGCCUCGCUCGGCAGCGCGCAUCAGCAGUUUAUUGCGCAAAAUGUUGCAGCGGUUGACAGUUUGAAAAAGCGCUCAACAUCACUUGCUAGUUUGAAUAGCACAACAAAUGCGAGAACAACAACAAAAACGACAACAAUUCGUACAAUAGCCACAACGCGUGCGGUUGCAAAUGCUGCAAAUUCAACGUUGCCGAAUGCGCGCAUUGUGACGCGUCCAGCUGUCGGCACAACUGCCAAUGACACAAAAGCGCUACCCCCACCACUGUACAUCAUUACACCGACUUACCGGCGCGCCGAGCAAUUGGCGGAAUUGACACGACUCGGCUACACGCUGAAGCAUGUGGUGAAUUUGCUGUGGCUCGUGAUUGAGGAUGCGAAUCAAACGUCGCCGCUGGUGAUACACACACUUAAUCGCAUUGGCGUGCCUUAUGAGUACUUUUUGGCACCCAUGCCGGAUGAGUAUAAAAAUACGAAAAAGGCUAAACCACGUGGUGUUUCGAAUCGAAAUCGCGGUCUGGAUUAUAUACGCGCUAAUGCGACCAGUGGCGUCUUCUACUUCGCGGAUGAUGACAACACUUAUGACAUCUCGAUUUUUGAGCAGAUGCGCUACACGCAAAAGGUUUCAAUGUGGCCCGUCGGCUUGGUCACAAAGUUUGGCGUGAGCACGCCUAUCAUACGUAAUGGCAAGAUAACAGGUUUCUAUGAUGGUUGGAUAGGUGGACGUAAGUUUCCCGUCGAUAUGGCCGGCUUUGCGGUGAGCGUAAAAUUCUUACAUGAACGACCCAAUGCGAAAAUGCCCUUCAAAGCAGGCUAUGAAGAGGAUGGCUUCCUGAAGAGUUUAGCGCCACUGAAUCUCACGGAUAUCGAGCUGUUGGCCUCCAAUUGCACAGAGAUCUUAACGUGGCACACGCAAACGAAGAAGAACGCCAAUGCGUCGCCGUUGAAUCUGACAUUACAUGGUGAUACGAAUUUAGUGUCGUUAAAUACAUUCUUAGUGCGUACGUAAAAUGUAUGGAAUGUACAAAAUUGGGUUGAUUUGGCAAUGCCUCAAUGGCGUGCCGCAAAUGUGCUGUGGCGUAACUCCUUAACCAAAGCUUAGUUAAACAAAUGCAGGCUCUGUAAAGAAGCGUUUACUAAUUUUCUGCAAAUAACUGCGCAAAACGAUUUUAUUUUUGAAAACGGAAUUUCGACUGUUUCGCGACUUGUCUACUAUAUACCUAUAUGCAUAUAUUUAAGUUUUAUUUAUAAAGCGUGAUUUUAGUGAAAAGAGUGAGCACAAAAGGCAUACAACUUGUAUAAUAAUUAGUUAGGCGCUUACAAUUUGUACAGUUAUCUUUUUUCACAUAAUACUAUUUUUACCAAAGCAUAUUAAGUCACAAAUUUAUGAAUAAGUUGUAAACAGUACUAUGUAUAUGUAUACGUGUAUCUAGCUGUAAGCCUAACAGCGAAAUGUCGCGCUUUAUUUAAUAUUUUAUUUUGUUAAGUUUAGUUACUAUAAUUUAUGUUUAGUUAAAUAUUUUAAGUGAUAAUACUGCUGUGUCGCGUAAAUUUACUAUUUUAGCAUUAAUAAGUUUAAUUUUAGAUUAUUAAUUUUUGUCAUCUUGAGUUGUUGUCACAUAUAAUACAAUUUGAUUUACUUUUAGUUUUAUAAGAUACUCAGUAAACUUAUCCAUAAGCUCAAAUUCCAAAAUAUUUGUAAAACAAACCAAUAUUGUCUAAAGAAUUUACUUAAGCUUUUAGCUUACUUUAAACAAAAAAACAGAAAAAACAGAAAUAUUUGUAAAUUAUAUUCCUUCUUAAGUAGGUCUAAGUAUUUUAGUCUAAAAAACUUGUAUUGUUGUAAAGAAAAUAUGUAUAAUUUCUAAAUAAAAAGAAAAAAAUUAUAAUAAUAAAUUCAUAAUGCUAAAGUUUAGAAAUUUUAAUUUUAUAUAUUUUUUUUAUAAUAUUUUAAUUUGACUAAUUAAGCAAAUUUUCGUUUCUUUUAAACAAGGAAAUUGAAAUCGGAAAAAUAUUACUCACAAGUCAACUGAGCCUAAUCUUCAUAAAAAAAUCAAUUUUCGUUCAAUAAUGGAAAAUAAAUUGCUAAUACUUGCAUAACAAAAAAUGUUAUUAAAACACAAACGAUUCGAAAUUUGUGAUGCAAAAUUAACUCAUUACAACAGUUUGCAGCCAUUUUGCGUUUUGAAAAUUGGCUUCGGAUUUCUUACUCUUAAAAUUUACACUAGUUUACAGUCAUUUUGCCUCUGUCUGAUGUUAGAGGCUAUUUCUUGCUAAUUUUGGGUUGCUAACACAGAAAAUGAUGGUAAACAUUUCCUAAGACGUAAGCUUUUUGUUCAAAAAAUUUUCAACACGUACAGCUAUUUUGUCAUUUUGAUUGUAUUCAAGGGGUGUAGGAGUCAAAACAGCAACAUUUAAUAAAAUGAUAAAAAUAUCUGGACGUGUUGGAACUCAAAUUCGUAAUCAGGACUCCUCAAAUACCCCACAGGCCUCUUAUCGCAUUAGUCGUCUAAAACAAUUUUUCUUAAAAUUUGAGGAGAGAUUAUUUAGAUGACUAAAUCACGUUUUCUGUUAAAAAAUUGUGCUCAAUAGCUUAAUGGUUACCCAUAGUAGUACAUAUAUUAGUCCAUACAAAUGUCAUGCUGCAAGCAAGCGAACUCAUAUCGCAUCACAUACAUAUGUAUAUAUUAAUUGCAAUGUAGAUUGUAAUUUCUUGUUUACAAAAGAAAAUAUGAGAAAAGGCCAGCGAAAUGUAAGAGAAGACGUCCACAUAAAUUCCAAAUCGCAACACAAUAUGAGAAAACCAAAGAAGUUUUAUUCAAAAGGAAGCGAUGCAUAGUUAACUGCGAUCCGUAGGAAAGGAGUAAUUAUUAAAAAUGAACACAAAAAAUAUAAAAAUAUAAUUUCCAAAUAAUGCGUCACACAUUAAACUAUUAUUAAUAUAACAAAUAUUGAAUAUACCAAAUUAAAUUAAAAACUUUAAACUUGAAACGAAUACGCCUGCUAAGCAAGUGAAUGUGUGCUUUUAAAUAAAAUGAACGCGCAUACAUUAAAUAGCUAGAUUUGUGAAAAAAUUUAUUAAAUGUAUGAAGCCUAAGCAACUUUCAUAGUUGUUACAGGAAAGUCUACUUUUUUAUAAAAUAAUAAAUGAUAUAUACUCGUACUUCUAUCAGGUGACGUAAUGGAACGAAUCAAUGCAUAUUUUUUUGUAAGUCAUAAAAUAACACAGAAUGGAUUCUCCUAUACACGGUUGUUAAAACAAAACUCCAUAUGCGCCCCCAAGCAGACUAUAUAUAGAAAUACAAAUAAUACCUAAAAUAUUUCUAAAUCUACACUAUGAUUUCAUUUGAUAUUUCCUAUUAAACCACGAAGUUAAUGUCGUUGCGCUUAAAAGCAGUCUAUACAUAUGUUGCUUUUAAGUGGCAUUCGAUUGAUUUAAUUUGACAAAAUGCCAGUGCACCUCAAGGUUAGUCAGCCUAUAACUUAACUAUAAUUUUAAAAAGAGUAUAGAGCGAAAUUUGUCAACUCCAUAGAGCGGUUUGGUCUCUGCAUGCGAGAAGUUUUAAAAAUAGUAAAUUAAACUUUCCAUACAAUUAUAGAUUUUUCGACAAAUAAGAACACGAUUAGCACACUAUUUGCAUAAUUCUCAGAUAAAAGCAAUACUUCUCAACUCAACAAUUGCACGAUUUUACUAAUACUUAGCAAUAUUAGUGAACAUACAAAAUUUCUUAUUUCAAAUAUUUAUAAUAAAAAUAAUAUCAAAUAAGGUAGCAAAUUAGCUCUGCGCCAAUUUUUUACAGUUUUUGUAGCUAAAACCGAUUUUUGAAUUCACCAACAAAUAAAGCUUAUAAAUCAUACAGUACGAGGUACUUACAAAAACAAUCAUAAUGUAGUUAUAACAGACGAUUUACAAAUAGUGUUUCAGCAUAAUAAUAAACACUAAAUAUAAACAUAUACAAGCAGGAUAUAGAAGUAUAGAUAGAAGAAGAGUUUCCAAAAUUUUCAAUAUGAAUUUAAAAUUAUUUAGCAUAUUACUAAGAUAAAUACUGUAAUUUAUACUUAACGCUAUAAAAAUUAAAAAUUUUAAAUUAUAAAAAAGAUAUACAGCGCUUGUUAUAGCCAAAUAUUUAUAAGAAAAUUCGAAAAAGUUUGAAAGCAUUUUAAUUUUCAAAAAAUUUAGCAUUUUUAGCACGAAAAGUAAUUAUUUAAAAAUUGAAGUGUUAAAACUUAUAAAUUUGUCAAAAUUUCUCUUUUAUAAAAUUGUAUAAAAAUUAUUUUGUUAUCUGUCGCAAAGUUUUACGAAAACUUUUGCAAAGACUUUAGCAAAAAACCCAAA
Bactrocera dorsalis (oriental fruit fly) is the source of this 6193-nucleotide messenger RNA. RefSeq names its product galactosylgalactosylxylosylprotein 3-beta-glucuronosyltransferase P. The coding region runs from base 1322 to 2866 and encodes 514 amino acids. The transcript has 9 exons. The record is from RefSeq and is a predicted model, not a curated record. Gene Ontology annotation, cellular component: Golgi membrane. Lineage: Eukaryota; Metazoa; Arthropoda; Insecta; Diptera; Tephritidae. Gene Ontology annotation, biological process: chondroitin sulfate proteoglycan biosynthetic process; carbohydrate metabolic process. Gene Ontology annotation, molecular function: galactosylgalactosylxylosylprotein 3-beta-glucuronosyltransferase activity.